GGUGGAUCGUGGGGUAAACCCUUGCACUCUCGAGUGCGGGGAAGGGGCCAUCGGCAAAACACAAGGCGAGGAAGGGGCGCGGCCUAUAGGUACCGCCCUAUGUACGUACCACCCUCUCUCUCUGUGAACCGUGGCAGCUUUGGUGCUCUCUCACACUGCGUCAAACUUUCCAGCUACUUAGCUGUGUCUUGUGUGGAACAAAUCGCCAGCAGAUGCGGGUGCCUGCCUUCUCCCUUUGCUCGCCCUUCUCCGAGACAGCCCCAACAUGAGCUCGUCCGCUUCAAACUGUCUCGCCGGCUACCGGGCGCUUGCCUUUCGACCGCCGCGGGGCAGCCACGGCAGCUUGAGGCUGUACGCUUCUGCACUUGCUCGGCGGCCAGCACCCCUGAUACAUGAGUACCACUCGAAGCAUACUCCCCAUCAGCAACAACCAGUUGCAGGCCCUCGGAGCCUGACCCGCCCACGCCCGUUGUACCUGCAGCCGCUCCCAAAGGUCCAGACUACAGCGGUUGCGCGUUACGCAUCCCAUGCCUCGGAACCGCACGAUGAAGAGAUCCCUACCUCACCGCCCUUUAGCGCUGGGCCUUACUCGAAUCUAACCGUUGGUGUGCCCAAGGAGAGCUACCCCGGGGAACGCCGCGUAGCCAUUACUCCUCAAAAUGUCAAGCUCCUGCUAAAGAAAGGCUUCUCACGCAUCUUGAUUGAACGUGGAGCUGGCGUGGAAGCUCAAUUCACAGAUGAGGCGUACGAGCAGGCUGGUGCCGAGACCGUCGAUCGCAGGAGUGUCUUCUCGGAGAGCGACAUCGUGCUCAAGGUUCGAGCACUCAGCAUCGAUGGAGAAGAUAGUGAAGUAGAUGCCAUCCGCGAGGGUGCCACAGUGAUUUCCUUUCUUUAUCCGGUACAGAACAAACCAGUCAUAGAUCGAAUUGCGUCGCGCAAGGCCACUUCAUUUGCCAUGGACAUGGUUCCGCGCAUUUCUCGUGCCCAGGUCUUCGAUGCAUUGAGUUCAAUGGCCAAUAUUGCGGGUUAUAAGGCUGUUUUGGAAGCUUCGAAUACCUUUGGUCGUUUUCUCACUGGGCAAGUCACUGCUGCUGGAAAGAUCCCGCCAUGCAAAGUCCUCGUGAUUGGAGCUGGUGUAGCAGGCUUAAGUGCGAUUGCAACAGCUCGCCGCAUGGGCGCCAUUGUUCGCGGAUUUGAUACUCGCUCUGCAGCACGCGAGCAAGUGCAGUCCCUCGGUGCCGAGUUCAUCGAGGUUGAAAUCAACGAGGAUGGAUCCGGCGCUGGUGGCUAUGCCAAAGUCAUGUCUAAGGAGUUCAUCAAGGCGGAGAUGAAGCUGUUCUAUGAUCAAUGCCGGGAAGUCGACAUCGUCAUCACUACAGCACUGAUUCCUGGCAAGCCGGCUCCCAAACUUAUCACCAAAGCCAUGCUCGGUGCCAUGAGACCUGGCUCGGUCGUGGUUGAUCUUGCAGCUGAGGCUGGUGGUAAUUGCGAAGCUACUGUUCCUGGCAAGCUGACCAAGUUUGAUGGCGUAUCUAUCAUUGGUUACACUGACCUUCCGUCGCGUUUGCCGACGCAGUCAUCAACACUUUACUCUAACAACGUCACAAAAUUCCUGCUCUCACUGGUACCCAAGGACAAAAGGGAGAAGUAUUACGAUGUCGAUCUUACGGACGAAGUUACCCGUGGUGCUAUUGUCACAUACGAUGGCCAAAUCCUUCCUACGGCUCCUCGGCCUGCUCCUCCUCCCGUGCAAGCCAAACCAUCGCCUUCGCCUGCCGAUCAAGUCGCCAAUAUCGUUGCACUUACUCCGUGGCAGAGUCAGUCUCGACAGAUUGCUGGCGUUACUGCCGGUAUGACCACAGCACUGGCACUCGGAAAGUUCACUGGUCCGUUGUUCAUGUCCAAUGCAUUCACCUUUGCUUUAGCCAGUUUGAUCGGCUACCGAGUCGUCUGGGGUGUUGCACCUGCUCUUCAUUCACCACUCAUGAGUGUUACCAAUGCCAUUUCCGGUAUGGUCGGAAUUGGAGGCUUGUUUGUCAUGGGCGGAAGCUAUCUCCCCGAGACCAUUCCCCAAACUCUUGGUGGUCUAUCCGUAUUGCUUGCCUUCGUCAAUGUCUCUGGAGGCUUCGUCAUUUCCAAGCGAAUGCUCGAUAUGUUCAGGCGUCCAACAGAUCCAAAAGAGUAUCCGUGGCUAUACGCAAUUCCAGCGGCUCUGUUUGGUGGGGGAUAUAUUGCUGCAGCUUCAACUGGUAUGGCUGGCCUUGUACAAGCGGGCUACCUCGUUAGUAGUGUACUCUGUGUGACUUCGCUCUCCGGACUCGCUUCCCAAACGACAGCCCGCCGCGGCAAUUUCCUCGGUAUCCUCGGUGUCUUCAGCGGCAUCCUUGCUUCCUUGGCUGCGGUCGGGUUUGCGCCAGACGUCCUGACACAGUUUGCUGGCUUGGCCACUGUAGGAACGGUGGCGGGUUUGAUAAUUGGAAGGCGAAUCACGCCAACCUCGCUACCCCAGACGGUUGCCGCGCUGCACUCUGUUGUCGGUCUCGCAGCAGUCUUGACUAGCAUUGGCAGCGUGCUGGCUCACAGCGGCGAUAUUUCGACUCUCCACAUGGUUUCUGCGUAUCUCGGUGUCCUCAUCGGUGGAGUAACAUUCACCGGAAGUAUCGUCGCUUUCCUCAAGUUAGCAGCGAAGAUGUCCUCGAAGCCGAUAGCACUACCUGGACGGCACCUUAUCAACGGCACGCUCCUUGGUGCUAAUGUAGCUACUAUGGGCGCUUUUCUGGCAUACGCACCUGGUGCACCCCUAAUUGGCGCAGCAUGCUUAGUAGGCAACGCUACAUUGAGUUUCAUAAAGGGUUAUACGACAACAGCAGCCAUUGGUGGAGCUGACAUGCCAGUUGUCAUAACCGUCUUGAACGCCUACUCUGGCUUUGCACUAGUGGCUGAGGGAUUUAUGCUGGACAAUUCACUGCUGACUACAGUGGGUGCUCUGAUUGGAGUAUCAGGUUCCAUCCUGUCAUACAUCAUGUGUGUGGCUAUGAAUAGAUCUCUCACCAACGUGCUGUUCGGCGGAAUAGCACAGACGCCACAAGCUCAAACGAAAAUCGAAGGAGAAGUGACGAAAACUUCCGCUGACGAGACGGCUGAAGCCCUGGUAAACGCCGAGAACGUUAUCAUUGUCGUCGGGUACGGCAUGGCUGUCGCAAAAGCCCAAUACGCCAUCUCCGACUUUGUCAACGCCCUUCGCGCCAAAGGCAUCAACGUCCGCUUUGCCAUCCAUCCCGUGGCCGGUCGCAUGCCAGGCCAAUGCAACGUUCUCCUUGCCGAAGCUAGCGUCCCAUACGACAUUGUCUUGGAGAUGGACGAAAUAAACGAUGACUUCCCCGAAACGGACGUGACAUUGGUUAUUGGAGCUAACGACACUGUCAACCCGAUUGCAAUGGAGCCUGGCAGUGCGAUUGCAGGCAUGCCAGUGCUGCAUGCGUGGAAGAGCAAGCAUGUUAUCAUCAUGAAGAGAGGCAUGGCGAGUGGAUAUGCCGAUGUACCGAACCCAAUGUUCUACAUGGAGAAUACGAAGAUGCUGUUUGGGGAUGCUAAUGAUAGCUGUAACGCUAUUAAACGAGCACUCGAGGAGAAGAUCAAGGGUUUGUGAGUGGACACGGGAACCUUCGCUUUCUACGCGACAGAUUCCAUCUGCCAUUUUCUUUCAUUGGCUAAGUGGGAGUGCGUUAAAGGGUGCUUUUGCAUAUGCACGUGACUAAGUUGUUUAUAUAGAGUGGCAUAGCGACAUGAUCUUUCCUGAAAUGAAAGAUUCAAUCAGAUUGAUAAUUGCAAG
Molecule: messenger RNA, 3832 nt
Organism: Cucurbitaria berberidis CBS 394.84
Lineage: Eukaryota; Fungi; Ascomycota; Dothideomycetes; Pleosporales; Cucurbitariaceae
Product: PNTB-domain-containing protein
Exons: 8
Coding region: 266-3649 (1127 amino acids)
Biological process (GO): proton transmembrane transport; NADPH regeneration
Cellular component (GO): mitochondrial inner membrane
Molecular function (GO): NAD binding; NADP binding
Source: RefSeq, a predicted model, not a curated record